UUUGGCGUUUGUUCUUAGCAAUGCAACUACGAUAAUGUCAGGAGCAGCAGAUAACGACAGUCCAUAGCUUUACGUUUGGUUUUCGAAAUCGUUUGAUUGUUUAGUCACAUAAUAAUGUCAGAACACAUACGGCGUUCUGAUUAUUUUGAAUAGCGGAGCUAUUUAGUUCAGCCAACAGAGGAAAGGAGAGUAUGCAAUGCGCAUGCUUCAGCAACGAAAUUUGUUGACGAUUCCAGGGUGUCAGUGCACAAUAAAUAUUUUUGUCUUUUCGUGGCUGAUAAUUGAAGUGUAGAAGUUGCUAAGACACGUUUUGGAAGCGAUUCGAUGUGAUAAGUAUUGUCUGUGUCACUUUGAUGAUCCAUUUUGUUACGCGUGGGAAAAUCUGUGCAGAUAGCUAUGCCAAAUAAUCUGAUUAGUGACGCAGGUCUUAAAGUUUUAAGCUAAGGUAUGUACGGAUGUAAAUAUGAGGGGCGUAGGAUGAUUUGAAUUUCCAAUCGCGCUCACUGUUACCAGUUCCCCAUUAACUUUCUGAAUUAUGAGCAAUGAAACUUUAUGGCGAAAUAUGAGAACAUGUCGAGACAGAUAUGUGCAGGCGAAAUAAACACAGGGCACAGUGCAUCCAAGCCAUGUUUCCUUCAGUGGGGGAUUGUAAGGCUACAAAAGCAGACUCGGAUGGAUCUUUAACCUUGCCGGCUAGUUGUGAAAUUCUGUCUAAGCUUUAUGCCAACCAUGGGGUUCGCAUCCGCAUGGUGCGCAGACGGCCCCAACGUGAGAAGAUCCCUUCUGUGCGACAACUGAUCGAGCAGCUGGCCAAGAAGCAUGACCAGCUGCUUGCUCAAGAGAUGGCAGAGAGGUUAAAAAGCUCCUCUAGUACCUCAACUGUUCCUUUAUCAAGUUCAGAACUUUUUUAUGGAAAUGAGCUGUCACACCAUGAAUUUACAGAGGAUAUCACCACUGGAGACACAGUCACAUUCGACCGAGAGCGGGACAAGCAAAAGUUGAAAGAGCUGGAUGUGGGGAACAGACAUAUGAUUAAUCGUGGUGGAAUCAACAGAAAGGCAGCAAACUUUGAUAAAGUCACAUAUGAUUAUGAACGAGAAGAGCAGCAUCCUGUUGGAAACUCUGUAUCAUCAUUGAAACAAUUUCCUCUGCGUACCAAUGGAUUAAAGAAUAACUCACUCAGGGGAGAGCAGUACUUUAACCACAGAAACAGUGCAGGUCGUGAAGAUGAUUUGGUAGCAAUGGGAACAUUAUGGAGUCCUGGUCAAGCUCAGACUCGCAGCUCAUACAUAAGCACCAGCUCUUGCAAAUCCAGUAAUGGUACAUGUACAUCAUCCGCAGCCACUACUACUGGCACUCUGCCCAUCCGUCGUUCUCUCAACCUUUCCACCAGUUGUUCUACCAGACAGUUACUUACUUCUAGCACCUCACAGCCGAAUGCCACUGCCUUUGCUCUAUCCAGCAUGGGAAAUGUCAAGAGUUCCAGAGAAGUUGAACCCAGGUAUGCUGACCCACUUGCAGGGGCGCCUUCGUUAUUUCAGCAGCGGCUUAUGGAGCUUGCUGCCUUAGAAGCUGAGACAGUCAGAUGGGAGAAGGCGAAAAAAGUGAAAAAGAAAUCAAAACAAGAUUCCUGAAAAGAAAAUAAUAUAUAAGCAUUGAUUUAACAUGUACAAUUUCUUCACAAGGGUUGCUUUAACAUGUACAGUUUCUUCACAAGGGUGCUUCAGCAUUUCUUCAUAUAUUCUUCAGAAGAAUCAGGAUAUUUUCCAACAUUGUGGAGGAAGCUUAUGAGCUUGUCCUUUUAAUCCCAUGUUGAUGCCAAAGAUAUUAUGUUCGAAGAUAAAGAAAAAAGUUCUUAACUGCAGUCUACUUGACUUUAUUUUCUAGAAUUAACUUUGAUAGAUUAAAUUCUUUUUAUGACAUUCUUUUAUUCCUCAAAAGCUUUCUUAAAAAAGGAGUUAGUGCAUAUAUAAAAUUACAGUCUGCUUCAUAGCAUAGCUUAAGAACUGGUCCUAUAAUUCUUGUGCUGCACCAGCAAAAUCAACCUGACUGCCUCCUAUAGUGCUUUGCCUUUAAUUUCAUUAUUAUUCAGAAGAAUUAUUUCAUGUGUAACUGUUUUCAUUCUGAGGAAGGACAUAUAUAUCUCUACGACAGCAGAGUUAAGAGUUCACAGUGUAUCUGGCAUGUAUUGGCAAGAAGGUAAUCAUCACUGAAACUAUUCAUAAUAAAUUUAUACUGAUAUUUCCAGAUGGAGUUUUGUGCAUGUAUGCCUUCUACAUGGUUUUUUUUUUUUUUUUUAGCAAAGCUGUAUGCCUGAUGUUAAACAUAGUGCUUAUACGUGAUUUUUUCAACAAUUUUAACAUCUAUCUCAUUGACAGUAAUUUUAUUUAUGGAGAUUUGUUCAAGUUUUUGAAUCUUACAGUCUCAAUUACUUCCCUUGGUUUUGACAUAAAGUUUGAGUUACAAGGGGCAAAAAUAUUAAAUAAAUAUAAAUAAUAAAACUAGCACAAGUUCCUCGCAUAGGAUUUUCUUCCUCUUCUGAUAAGCUAGACUUGUCAUUGUCUAUUGUUUCCUUUGUUGCUAUUGUUUAUUGUUUCAUUUUUUUUGUAUUGGACUGCAUGAUUUUAAUGACAAACUGUUUCAAAGCAGCACAGACUGAGAUGUAAGACCCAAGUUUUUUUUUCAGUCUUUCAGCAUCUUUCCAUUGCACUGUUUGUUUUAGCAGACACAUCUGAAACUUAUUUAUUUUCCCUAUGUAAAGCAGAAGAUCAACUUCCUUCUCUAAUAGGUUAUUGGUAAGAAAACAAUAAACUGAAGAUCUGCAUCUGGAUAAACCAGAUUUCCAUCUUAAUGUCUUGAGUAUCUCAUUUACCCUGUGAAAGGCUGUUGGCUAGUUCCUACACAACUUUACACUUUUGUAUCUGUUUACGGGAUUCUUGUGGCAGAUUUAAUUUCUUUUUAAACUCAUUGUCUGGCAUAUGAUCUGUGUUGGAGUAAUCUCAUUGUAAAGCAGUUAUAUGUGUUUACUAUAUUGACUGGCACAAGUAUACAUGAUUGUGCUUUUUUGUUUUAGCUAAGCAUUUCCCUUUAGAACUGCUUGCUAUUUAAUACUUUUUAGUUACUGCUCACUUUUAACAGAAUUAGCAUCUUAACAUGCCUGAGUGGAAACAAGAUGAGUGAAACAAAAAGUACUAGAAAAGAAUCUGUGAUAAAAGCGGUGGACUUGAAUGUACACCUUAAUGCUGAGUGAGCAACAAAGUACAUGCAUCUGUGCAUGAGUGAGAGAGAGAGAGAGAAAAGAAGUUUAAUUUUUUCCAGUUUAUUUAUUUUUUAUAAUGCUUCUUUUUUGUUUACUCAUGAAUAGUCUUUUAUAUGAUAUUUCUUUAAACACUUUUGUUUUCAUUGGAGUAAUCAAAUUAAAAUGUGUAAACAUUCCUCCCACUUCCACCCCUAGGAUUUGUGAAGGAACUGUGCAAAAGAGAAGCAGAGAUUUAAAAGGUUUUAUCCUUCUUUCAUGUAAAGAAAAUGUAUGAAUGUAUGAAUAAUAUAAUUCAGCAAAAGAAAAGGGUAGUGAAGGUUAUGUGAGAGAGAGUGUGUAUGUGUGUGUGUGCAUGCUUGAAUGACUAAAGUAUUAUAAAUAUUAUCGAGCAUAAAAAGAGGGAGACCUAACUCAUUUAAUUGACGAUGUAAUCUACCUUUUUUCUUGCAUUCCAGGAGAAUGUGAGAAUGAUAAAGUGAGAGAAUAAAAUUCCAGGCAGUGUGGUGUUUAAAUAAAAUAAAUUUACUGAA
Pomacea canaliculata is the source of this 3789-nucleotide messenger RNA. RefSeq lists its product as uncharacterized. The record is from RefSeq and is a predicted model, not a curated record. The coding region runs from base 585 to 1634 and encodes 349 amino acids. The transcript is spliced from 6 exons. NCBI's taxonomy places the organism in Eukaryota, Metazoa, Mollusca, Gastropoda, Architaenioglossa, Ampullariidae.